GUCUCUGGUCUGUGUUCAGAAACACUGAAAGUUUUUCUGUGGACCCGCUGAGAGAAAACAUGCUGCGAGGGUGUGUAAUAUUGCUGCUUCUUGCCUUUGCGGGUCUUUCUCUUGCAGCUCCAGUCCCAGAUGAAACAGCAGCUGAUGAGAGAAUUGAACCACUGCUGGAUCACCUGAACGAUGUAGUUGCUGGGAACACAACCUCUGAAGAACAAAGUCAAGAGUUGUCCGAGUCAGCCGAGUCUUCUGAAACUCAAGAAUCUUCUGACAGUGACUCUGAACGAGAAUCAUCCGAGUCAGCCGAGUCUGCUGAAACACAAGAGACCAAUGAGAACGCAGCUGAAAGCACCGACGCUGAUGUCAGCUCAGUGGAAGAGCUGAAUCCUGCCGUGCUCGCCAACUCUAAAGAACCUGGGUCUAAUGACACCACUGUCCCCGCCACUGACGCUGACACUGACGAAUCUGGGCCUGACGAUGACCCUAAAACAGCUAAGCCCCUCUCUGACUCUGACGAAUCUGGGCCUGAUGAUGACUCUAAGGUAGCUAAGCCCGUCUCUGACUCUGACGAAUCUGGGCCUGAUGAUGACCCUAAAACAGCUAAGCCUGUCACUGACUCCGACUCCGACUCUGACGAAUCUGGGCCUGAUGAUGACUCUAAGGUAGCUAAGCCCGUCUCUGACUCUGACGAAUCCGGGCCUGAUGAUGACUCUAAGGUAGCUAAGCCCAUCUCUGACUCUGACGAAUCCGGGCCAGAUGAUGACUCUGAGGUAGCUAAGCCCGUCUCUGACUCUGACUCUGACGAAUCCGGGCCAGAUGAUGACUCUAAGGUAGCUAAGCCCGUCUCUGACUCUGACGAAUCCGGGCCAGAUGAUGACUCUGAGGUAGCUAAGCCCAUCUCUGACUCUGACUCUGACGAAUCUGGGCCUGAUGAUGACCCUAAAAUAGCUAAACCCGUCACUGACUCUGACUCUCACGAAUCCGGGCCAGAUGAUGACUCUAAGGUAGCUAAGCCCGUCACUGACUCUGACUUUGACGAAUCUGGGCCUGAUGAUGACCCUAAAACAGCUAACCCCGUCACUGACUCUGAAUCUGACAAAUCUGGGCCUGAUGAUGACUCUAAGGUAGCUAAGCCCGUCACUGACUCUGACGAAUCCAGACCAGAUGAUGACUCUAAGGUAGCUAAGCCCGUCACUGACUCUGACGAAUCUGGGCCUGAUGAUGACUCUAAGGUAGCUAAGCCCGUCACUGACUCUGACGAAUCUGGGCCUGAUGAUGACUCUAAGGUAGCUAAGCCCGUCACUGACUCUGACGAAUCCGGACCAGAUGAUGACUCUAAGGUAGCUAAGCCCGUCACUGACUCUGACUCUGACGAAUCUGGGCCUGAUGAUGACUCUAAGGUAGCUAAGCCCGUCACUGACUCUGACGAAUCCGGACCAGAUGAUGACUCUAAGGUAGCUAAGCCCGUCACUGACUCUGACUCUGACUCUGACGAAUCUGGGCCUGAUGAUGACUCUAAGGUAGCUAAGCCCGUCACAGACUCUGAUGAAUCCGGACCAGAUGAUGACUCUAAGGUAGCUAAGCCCGUCACUGACUCUGACUCUGACGAAUCUGGGCCUGAGGAUGACCCUAAAACAGCUAAGCCCAUCACUGACUCUGACUCUGACGAAUCCGGGCCAGAUGAUGACCCUAAGAUUGCUAAGCCCGUCACUGACUCUAAAGAAUCCCACUCGGGCGCUGAUACUAGUACUGACUCUAAUGACUCGGGCGCUGAUACUAGUACUGACUCUAAUGACUCGGGUGUUGAUACUAGUACUGGCUCUGAGGUACUUACAGAGAAAGAUGAUAGCAUGGACGAUAAGGGCCCGUAUGAGGGGGUGUCGCUAGCAACCGGGGAGGAGGAGAAGGAGGGAGAUGAUAUAGGGGAAAAGGAUCCAAAGGAAUCAGGAGAGGAUGUGAUGGAGGGAGAUGAUACCUCAGAGGAGAAAGACUCGGAGGGGGGAGUAAUCAAAGAAAAUGACGCCACGAUGGAUGAAACAGACGAAAAUAAGAGUGACGGAGCCAUUAAGCCUGAUGCUAAUAAUAGUGAAAAUGAGCCAAAGAAAGAUGACAGCCCUGACCUGUUGGACCCUUCCAACACAGACAAGGAUGAGGGGAACCCGGAGCACUCUCACCCAGACACGGAAGGACCAUCUGCUGACCAGCAUCUGGUCCAACCUGUGGACUCCACCACCGCCACCGGGAUUUAGACGCUCCAACUGUGGACUGUGAAUGCUCACCAUCUGCAGAGCCAUGCCUACAGUGUACAAUACAUUUGCCAUGACGACAACAACAACAACUAGCUGAACAUCUACCUUCUGCUUCCUGUUUGUGUAUUAUUCUCCGCUCAUUCCUGAUUGGUUGGCUCCAUUUGGUUAAAUAAAAACUUUGCUCUAACCUGUUCGUCUGUCUGUCUGUCUGCAGAAACAUUAAACCAGCUGCUAAUCUGAGAUCUGUAUUCACACUGUAAUGUGUACAUACUGCUAAUAAAUAUUGAACUGACAAACCUUGUCACCGCU
Molecule: messenger RNA, 2555 nt
Organism: Gymnodraco acuticeps
Lineage: Eukaryota; Metazoa; Chordata; Actinopteri; Perciformes; Bathydraconidae
Product: dentin sialophosphoprotein-like
Exons: 12
Coding region: 60-2246 (728 amino acids)
Source: RefSeq, a predicted model, not a curated record